UUUUAUAUUAAACCGCACACGGAUCAUCUCUAUAGUACUCCAACAAAAAUCAUUUUGCCCAACUUCAGGCCGAAGGCAAUGGAAUCUUCAAUAAUGUUCACAGCGAUCAUUUUGUCCGUCGUCUUAGUCAGCCUGUGCUCAGGUGCGCCAACUGCAGAGACGAAAGCAAAAGCGCCUGUGGCUUUUCUGCAAAACGACCACAUCGUUGAUGAGGCUGGUCAAUUUUCACUCGGCUUUAGCAGCGUUGACGGUAUCCGGUACACAAAACAAGGAGCUCUGGUACCAAACGACGAAGGCGACGGUUACGUUAUGGCCCAACAAGGAGAAUACUCGUUCAUCAGCCCCGAAGGAGUUGAAGUGAAAAUGGCCUACAUUGCCGACAAGGACGGUUUCCGUGUGACAGGUUACCCUCUACCAGCGCAAGCCAAGGCUUAA
Molecule: messenger RNA, 435 nt
Organism: Adelges cooleyi (spruce gall adelgid)
Lineage: Eukaryota; Metazoa; Arthropoda; Insecta; Hemiptera; Adelgidae
Product: endocuticle structural glycoprotein SgAbd-2-like
Exons: 3
Coding region: 79-435 (118 amino acids)
Cellular component (GO): chitin-based extracellular matrix
Molecular function (GO): structural constituent of chitin-based larval cuticle
Source: RefSeq, a predicted model, not a curated record